Mastomys coucha (southern multimammate mouse) is the source of this 2847-nucleotide messenger RNA. It is a transcript of the gene Atg12, whose product is annotated as autophagy related 12. Gene Ontology annotation, biological process: C-terminal protein lipidation; nucleophagy; autophagosome assembly. The transcript is spliced from 4 exons. The record is from RefSeq and is a predicted model, not a curated record. Lineage: Eukaryota; Metazoa; Chordata; Mammalia; Rodentia; Muridae. Gene Ontology annotation, cellular component: phagophore assembly site membrane; cytoplasm; Atg12-Atg5-Atg16 complex. The coding region runs from base 219 to 701 and encodes 160 amino acids.
GAAGCGGCCCGGGGCCAGCCAACUCUCCGGAGGGGUCCGUGGUCCCGUGGCUGCUCACGGAGGCUCGUCGCGGAAGCCCCUCAGAACGCGCUGCGACUAGAUCACACUCUACAAGUCCUCAGCUGUCGUGUUCCCGACAGACUCUCUACAUGGACGGCUCUCUAGACGUCCCAAGAAUUCACCGGUAAUCCGGGUCCCACCUGUUUCGCGACCCCUUCAUGCAGCAAGGCCCCACCCCUUCGCGUCAUUUCCGCCGUCGACUCUCCGCCAGCAAGAUGUCGGAAGACUCCGAGACCGUGCUGCAGCUCCCCGCGGCUGCGGCCGCUGCCGGCGGCGAGAGCCUUGCGGAGCUCUCCCCGGAAACUGCCACCCCAGAGCCCCCGUCUUCGGCUGCGGUUUCGCCCGGGACGGAGGAACCUCCCGGAGACACCAAGAAAAAAAUUGACAUCUUGCUGAAGGCAGUAGGAGACACUCCUAUAAUGAAAACAAAGAAAUGGGCUGUGGAGCGAACCCGGACCAUCCAAGGACUCAUUGACUUCAUCAAAAAGUUCCUUAAACUGGUGGCCUCAGAACAGUUGUUUAUUUAUGUGAAUCAGUCCUUUGCCCCUUCCCCAGACCAAGAAGUUGGAACUCUAUAUGAGUGUUUUGGCAGUGAUGGUAAACUGGUCCUACAUUACUGCAAAUCACAGGCAUGGGGGUGAGCCACAAAUGAACAACUUGAUAUUUUCACAGAAGAAAAAACUUCAGAGAAGUUUCGAUGCUGUGGGGAGAGACUUACUGACUAUCAAAUAUUCAGCAUGAAUCUGUUAUGACUUGUAUUUGUAUGUAAGAAAACAUCAUAGAGUAAAUGGACUAACGAAUGAGAUAUGUGUCACCAUAAAAUCAUCAUGAAAGAUUGCCAUUAGUAUGCCAUUAUUCCCACACACUCCUGUUCCAGGGCUAGAAAGGAGACUGGACUUGUAUAUGGAUUGCAGGCCUCAGGAUGACUGAAGUUAUUUGCUCGUGGGAAUGGCACUGUGUUGACUCCAUGAUAAAAACUAAUUUACUGAAGGGUUUGAGUUUUGAGGUAAUUUAGUUUUUUAACUUAAUCAGGGGACCUCUGUUUGGGAUGUAGAAUGUUUACAUUUAUCUGUGUUGCUUUGUAAAGCAAAGUGUACUGAUCUAAGUUGUCCAGUAGAGGGCAGCCAGCUGGCGAAAGGCUUGACAGGUUUCAGGUCUUUGCCAGGUGAUUGGAGGAAAGACUGCUGAACCUAAUUUCUAGUUAAUGUGUAAUCCGGAAAGCAGCUGUGUUGACACACGGGAGGAUGUGCAUAGUUUAAAAGUCAUCAUGCAGGGACACGGUUUUACAAGUUGUGAGCAGAUGAGUCUCAACUCUCUUCAGUCCUGUCAUUUCUUGAGCCUCAUCCUGGGCAUUGUGAGCCAUUCCUGCAAUCUCAGGAAACCUGAGAAGGAGGGUUGGACCAGGAGUCCACAACUAGACUGGACUGCAAAAGAAUUUAUCCCCAAAAGAUUCUGGAGCCCCAUCCAGAGUGUUGCCACUGUCACUUCUGCGUCAGAGCAGCUGACUUGGGAAACCAAACAGCACCAAGUUCCGCAUUUCAUCCCAACCGUCACUCGUCGUCUCUGUGUGCUUUUAGUUUGUAUUUUUGCAGGCCCGGGGAUCAUUCCCCUUGCCGUGUGCACUCAAGGCACAGGCUCUGCUGAGCUGCAUCUCCAGCAUUCAUUCAGUGUUCAUAAUGUGUUUUCCAAACAAAGUACUCAGAGCUAAUGGUUGAAAAAUAAUGUCAAAUUUUAUGUGUAUCCCAUGCCAUCAAAAAAAGAGUGCAACUGUCACUGGGGAUGUUAGCCUGGCCAUUGCUUGAGCUAACAUUUGACCUUUUUCUCACAUAUUUUAUCUCAAACUUUUUUUUGAGACUGGGUCUCACUGUGUAAAUCUGCCUAGCCUGGAACUCAGAGAUCUGUAUGUCUGUCUGUGUCUCCUAAGUGCUGAGACUGAAGGGAUAGACCACCUCACUCAGCUCCAUGGGAGUCUUAAAGACCUCCAACCAGAAGCACACGUGCCAGCACACCUAGCAUUGAGGAAGUGGAGGCAAGAAAGUUGAAAGUUUAAGACUGUGUGGGCUACAAAGAUUGUCUCAAAAAAAAAAAAAAAUGAAAUGAACUCCUGGAAAAAAAUUCCAAUAAGUGGCAUGUCUAAAGAGGAUAACAGGGUUUUGAAGUAUGUAAGGAUUCCAAGUGUUUACUUUCAAAGGUGAGGAUAGAAAAUGUAUUUUUUUUAUCAAAAGAAAAAGCUUGAAGGCCUGAAAUGCUUUGCUGUUGUUCUGCUUUUGAGAUUGGCUGUGUCACUCAGGCUCCUGGGCGCCAGGGUUACCGUUGUAUACCAUUGCACCUGGCUCCUCCUUAACCCUUAAGCCUGGAGUGCUCUAGAGUAGUCCUCAGCCAUGUGAGCCAUGGAAGGUGCUGUGAAACAACACGGUCCAGUGCUGGCCACUCCUUGUCUUCUGCCCAAGAAUGUGAAUUUUGGACAUCCCCUUCCCAGCACCCCUUGCAGUGAACUAAUGCAGGUAAUAGUUCACAGAGUACUCUGGACAGUGAGUUAUGCACAGUGCAGGCUUAGGAAAACACCUUACACCUUGAAAGCUGGGGCGUAUUGAUUUAUGGACAAUGUCAGUUGGAAAGAGAAAAGAUCUGUUCUAGCUCUUCCUGGUUAAGAGGUGACUGAAAGAUCAUAGUAGUAGGUAUUUAACAGAAGUGUGUUGAAUUUACUGUUGGCUGGUAUUCAUUUGAGAUGACAGAAUGCUUGUUACCUCUAUGAAAUCAAAAAUAAACUUGAAUUUGAAUUUGUAA